Messenger RNA from Sitodiplosis mosellana (orange wheat blossom midge), 1851 nucleotides. RefSeq lists its product as uncharacterized. The record is from RefSeq and is a predicted model, not a curated record. NCBI's taxonomy places the organism in Eukaryota, Metazoa, Arthropoda, Insecta, Diptera, Cecidomyiidae. Gene Ontology annotation, molecular function: protein dimerization activity. The transcript is spliced from 2 exons. The coding region runs from base 393 to 1673 and encodes 426 amino acids.
AGCAUAAACAUAAUGAGCGAAGAGUCAAAAUCCAAACAGAAUGGUUUGAUUGUAGUACAAAUGGUGCAAUAGUGACAUUCUUGAACAUUGCACACGAUGAUCGGCCGAACGAUGAGUUUGAAACCAACAAACAUGAACGUAUAUUCGUGUGGGCGCAAAAACACUCAUACCAAAGAAAAGAGCGCUUCGAAAACAUAAGCAGUAAGUAGCGCUAAAAUUAGAGCAUACAUUUAUGCCGGAAUCGCAAAAGUGCUAUUAGCAGAGUUGGAAUCACUCACAUUAGAUUUGAAUGAUUUACGUACAUUAAGAACAUUGGCGUGAAGAGUAUAGUGAUACUUGAUAAAUUCCCAAGAGCAUUUUUUGUUCCAUGUUCAAAUCAUUCACUCAACCUGAUGAUCAAUAAUUCGGCCAAUUCAGGACCGACCAAAAAGUUCUAUGAUCUGGUUCAACACAUUUUUGUUUUUUUGUCUGGUUCGACUAAUAGAUGGGAUGUGCUUAAGUACCAUUUGAAAUCUGUGUCGUCAUUAACCCCGAAACCAAUUUGCACCACACGCUGGUCAAGCCGCAUCGAUGCAAUGAAACCAUUACGACGCAAUCCAGGUCAAAUAAUUGCGACUUUAAGGGAAAUUCAAAACACGAGCUCAUUUCGUCAAAAUAUCCGAGACGAAGCUGAAUCAAUUGCCGAUAAAAUGGACUAUGAAUUUUUCUGUUUUGUUUGUGUUUGGUACGACAUUUUGAGCGAAACAAACAUAGCAUCUAAAUCGUUGCAGUCUAUCAGUUCGAACGUUCAAGCUGCAGUUUAUUGCUUGGAAAGCCUUGCUACAUUUUUGAAUGCUUACAAAGACAAUGCCAUUGAAAAUUUCAUUGACGAAGCUCGUUACAUUUGUGAACGCCUCGAUAUUGAGCAUGAAUUCAGAGAAAGUACUAUGCGUCGUACACAAAAUCGAAUCGCUUCAGAAGAAGAAUUUAGUGCUGAGGUCAACUCCAUUAACGAAGUUGCAAUAAAUUCUAUUGCAGAGCGAUUUGAAUCAUUAAAGGCUCAUACUGAUCUGUUCUCUUUUUUGUAUGAUUUUGAAAAGUUCGAGGAAAAGAAACACAAUGGAAGUUUGUUAAUAACAUGCCAAAACCUUAAACGUGCGCUUACACAGAAUGGAAAUUCGGAUAUCGAUGGAAAUGAUUUAUUUUGUGAGCUCUCUGCUGUAUCCAAAUUAGUCGAAAAUGAAAAUAUAACGCAUACUUUGGAUAUUCUAAACGCAAUAUUGAACCAUCAAAUGGAAAACUUGGUACCGAAUGUAGUGAUUGCCUAUCGUAUUUUGCUAACGACGCCCGUUUCAGUGGGAACCGGUGAACGAACCUUCUCCAAACUAAAACUCAUCAAAAAUUAUCUGCGCAACUCAAUGCACCAAAACAGACUCAACAAUCUGGCCAUCAUCUCGAUCGAGCAUGAAACCGCAAAUUCAAUUGAAUACGAAGAAAUUAUCCAUGAAUUUGCUUCAGUCAAAGCACGAAAACAAAGUUUUAAUGGGGGCGCACGAGAAACCUUGCACCAGGGCGCAAUGGGCGCUCGAAAAGGCUCUGUCAAUGUACGUAAAAAUCAAACCAAACUAAAUUGUAUAAAACAAAAGAUCAGGUUUUUCAUGACUCUUGGAGUCAUUUUCCUGCAAAUCAAAUAAUUCAGCCAGUUUUUGGCGGUGUAAAUAAAUAAAUAAAUAAAUAUGAGAGCGUGAGGCAGCACCAAUUUUUUUGAAAUCUUCAAUACUAACAUAUGUUUUCACACUGUCAUUUUUUCACUGUUAUUUUAUAAUAAUAAAAUAUAUCAAACUCACUUUAAUAAAUUAAAAAUUCAUCACU